AUGCAAUCAAAUCCAGAAUUCAAGCAAAUACAAGCUCUACUCCAUCACUCUCAGCAACUUAGUACUUUCAAUAUUACUUUUGCCUAUAUUGCCAAAGCCUAUGUUGCCUAAAAAUUGCAUGCACUCUACAAAAAAACCCAGCAAUAAAGCUACUUACAGAUGCUCUAAUAAUUAAUAACUGAGUUGGAAGGUUUAAAGGCACAGAAUCCCUAGUUGUAGAAUAAAGAAGAGAAUAAAAAACAUUAUACAGAGUUUGUUUACAAGUUCUUUUAUGAUGCAGAUACCAGAGAAAGGGAUGGAGAAGUUUCAUAAGAACUCCUCCAUAUGUUUGGAUCAGUCCAAAAGUCCAUUGAAGUACUCCAAUACUUCGAACCAUUGACUUAAGAUCAAUAAGAAAAGCUUAAGUAUGCAAAAUUCAAGAUGGUUGAAUAACAUAAAAAAAUCAAGGAUCCUUCCUUGAUCAAACCAAAACCCAAAGAUCCAAUUGAAGAGGAGCUUGAAUAAAUUGCACAAUAAUAAAUUUAAAUGUCACAGCAUCAAUCGUAGAAUUAAGUUCAAUAAUAAUAAUAAUAAUAAUAAUAAUAAUAAUAAGAUAAAUCAGCAAUUAUUUAACAACCAAUCUAACCUGUAGCACCUUAAAGUUAAAAUCCCUAACCUUUACCAUAAUAACAAUAGUAAUAAUAACAAUAGUAACAAUAUAAUAAUAGUAAUAAUAAUUACUAUAAUAGUAAUAAUAAUAGUAGUAAUAAUAAUAAUAAAACUAAUAACACCAAUAUUAAUAAUAAUAACAAUAACCUUAACAACAAACAUAAAUUUAAUAAGGAAAGGCAGAAACUAUUAAAUUAACAUCAAUUGAAUAAGUUUAAACAAGAAACUAAGCUAAAACUGUUUUGCAAUAAGCUAUAUCUGAAAUAGAUUUUAAAAAAUAUUAAAAUGCUAAAGAUUAGAUUCAAAAAACCAUUGGAAUGA
This is a messenger RNA of Paramecium tetraurelia, 969 nucleotides long. RefSeq lists its product as uncharacterized. Lineage: Eukaryota; Ciliophora; Oligohymenophorea; Peniculida; Parameciidae. Gene Ontology annotation, biological process: late endosome to vacuole transport via multivesicular body sorting pathway. Gene Ontology annotation, cellular component: multivesicular body. The record is from RefSeq and is a predicted model, not a curated record. The transcript has 5 exons.